Molecule: messenger RNA, 1667 nt
Organism: Misgurnus anguillicaudatus (oriental weatherfish)
Lineage: Eukaryota; Metazoa; Chordata; Actinopteri; Cypriniformes; Cobitidae
Source: RefSeq, a predicted model, not a curated record
AUGCAUGAAAGCCCAGGAACGGUCUCAGAUGAACUCUCAGAGGCAGGCCUUAUCCGUAAAUACUUCUUAGAGGGCCACACAUACCAAGUGAUCUGUGACUUUCUUGAAACAAGACACAACAUUUUCUUGAGUCUAAAAACCUUAAAGAGAAGGCUAAAGAGGGCAGGUUUAACUAGGAGGACUGACUUUACUCCCAUUGCCUCUGUGCAUGCAGCUAUUAGUCAUGAGUUGACGGGUUCAGGACGGCUUUUAGGUUACAGAGCUAUGUGGCAGACAUUAAGACAAAAGCAUGGCCUGACAGUUAAACGGGAUGAUGUAAUGAAUGCUCUUCGCAGACUGGAUCCAUCUGGAGUUCAUCUUCGCCAUACACGCAGGUUUGUCCGAAGAGGAUACUUUACAGAAGGACCAAACCAAGUGUGGCAUGUUGAUGGGUAUGAUAAGCUCAAACCAUUUGGUAUUGGCAUCAGUGGAUGCAUUGAUGGAUUUUCAAGGAAAGUGAUGUGGCUCUGCAGUGCCAGCUCUAAUAACGAUCCAGGAAUUAUUGCUCAUAAUUAUAUGCAGUGUGUAUUUGAAUUUGGGCUUCCUGCACGCCUUCGCACAGACUGUGGAACAGAAAAUGGCACUAUGGUAGCCAUUCACUGUGCAUUAAGAUCACAUCAUACAGAUGAUUUCGCUGGAGUACUCAGUCAUAUGUAUGGCAUCUCGACUGCAAACCAGCGAAUUGAGAGUUGGUGGUCCUUUUUUAGAAAGCAAAGGACUCAGUUCUGGAUUGAUCUCUUCAGUGACCUACGGGAGCGGCACCUUUUCAGUGGUAGCCAUGAACAUAAGUGCCUUCUAAGGUAUGUCUUCUUGGGCGUCUUGCAGAAAAAGCUUGAUGAAUACAGAGAACUUUGGAAUAACCACACCAUCCGGCCUGUUCGUCAAUCUCGUUGUCCUUCUGGUAAACCUGAAGCCAUGUACCACCUGCCUCAUAGGUUUAAUGCAAGGGACUGUGGAUUCCCAGUGUCUCAGGAAGUCUUACAAGAGUUUGAGGACAUUCUGCCUGAACAGCGGAGUCUGUGUGGGGAUGAUAAUCUUCAAGUUCAUUUUGCGAAUUUACAGAGACAGAGUAGACUGGCUCCACCAGUCAACUGGACAACUGCUGUUGAGAAUUACAUAUCACUCAAAAAUAUGUCUGGACUUUAGAAUUCAGUUAAUUUAGUACAUUUCUUACUGUAAAUAUUUAUUUUUGUGAGUGGAAGCAGUUGCUGAGGACUUCCUUAGGACAACUUUAACCUUCUCAAUAUUUUGAUAUUUUUGCACCAUCAGAUUACAGAUUUUCAAAUAGUUGUAUAUCAGGCCAAAUAUUGUCCCAUCCUCAAAACACUAUUUAUCUAGACAGGGUAGAUAAUUGUGUAUUAACAAAAGAAGAGAGAAAAAGACUAUUAAUUCACUUUAUUUUUCGCUGGAUUUGUUUAACACCAGUUUUAUUUUUUGAACAUCAGCAAAUUUGUGAACUGUUUAAGCUCUAUGCAUAACACAAUCUUUAUUUUACUUGAUCCAUGAGGAAAAAUGUCAAAAUAAAUGUAUAUUGUAUCUUCCUAGUGUAUAUUCAUCAUCAGUAUACAGUCUUGAAUAUCAAUAUACAACCAAAACCUUUAACCUGAGCGUGGUAUUUGUUAAGUAGC